GGGGGAUCGGACCGGUACCUUAAAAGCGUCGAUGCGUGAAAUUUUCAAUUAUGGAAUUGAUUCUAUACGUUAUUUUGUAUAUCCUUCAUCAAGGCUACACUGCAUCUAUAACGUGUAAUGGAUGCAACAAAGGAGAUCACUGCCUCCAACUCACGCCGAAGAUAGAGAAAGAGAUAGAUGUUAUUGUUGACAAAGUAACUGAUUUUCUAAAUAAUCUUGCUAUGGAACACGAAGAUUUCGAUGUAACGCUACUAAAGAUUGAAAUAGAAAAACAUUCUGACGACGAAAUUGAGGAGAAAGAAGUUAAAUUACAAGUUUACGUCAACGAUUGCUCCAAUAUCGAAAAAAGGUUGCUAGAUAACUUUAAUAAUACUAUGGAUCUUAAAAAUAAGGGUGCAGGUAACAGCGAUGAUCGAAGGCUUAAAUCAGGAAAAGAGAACAAUGACGCAUUGAAUUGUGAAAAAGAGCAAAGUGAAAAUGAUUUAGUUAAGGAUUCAAAACUUUCGAAGGUGCGUAAAAAUGAUCCAUUAGAAGAGCCGGUAGUCAAAGAAUUGAGUAAUGAUGACACAGAGCAUAGAGUUACCGGUGACGGAGAUCCCAAAACACGUAGUAUCGAAGAAGAUAACAUAAUAAAAGAUUCAGAAGUAAAUGGAGAUAAGUCAGGAAAUGAUGAUCUGGGUUCAAUCGACAAAGAAAUGAUCGAAGCGCCUCUUAACGAUUCAAAGAUUUUGAAUUCUAAAAGAAUAGACAUAUCCGGAACUGCAUCCGAUUCUACGGAUAACGUAGAUGGUGUUUCUAAAGGACAUGCGAAUCCUGAAAUAAUGAUUUUAAAUUUAGCACAAAACGGCCAAGAACUGCUAAAGGAACUGGAGAGGAUUAAGGGAAAAAAGAAUCCUUUAUUAGUUUACGUGCAGAAAGAAGACGGUGAAAGUAAAUACGUUUUUCUUGACAGUAAAUAAAUUUGAGCUGUG
This is a messenger RNA of Bombyx mandarina (wild silkworm), 971 nucleotides long. RefSeq lists its product as uncharacterized. Lineage: Eukaryota; Metazoa; Arthropoda; Insecta; Lepidoptera; Bombycidae. The record is from RefSeq and is a predicted model, not a curated record.